This is a messenger RNA of Spirodela intermedia, 1468 nucleotides long. Lineage: Eukaryota; Viridiplantae; Streptophyta; Magnoliopsida; Alismatales; Araceae. The record is from the annotation of a GenBank genome assembly.
AUGGAGCCGCUAGGGGGCUCUCAAUCGCCAGUGGCGUUCUCGGAGUUCCCGGAGGAUGUGCAGAUGUGCAUACUCUCCUUCCUCCGGCCCGCCGAUAUCGCGGUCUUCGCGUGCACCUCCCGGCGAUUCGCCACCCUCUGCGGAGAGGAAAGGCUGUGGUUCGCCAUGUGUGAUCGCCGAUGGGGGUCCAAGACUCUGAUCCGGUGUUGGGGCGGUGAUGGCGGAAGCGUCCGGUUCCCCCUUCUGUACAAGGUGUUGGAUCGGUGGGAGAAUCUGAUCGGCUUCUGGCGGCGGAUUGGCCGAGGGGACGACGGGACACCGCCGCUCGUCUUCUUCGAGUGGGGAUCGUCCUUCAUCACCGGAUCCAGGGUCUCCCCUUCAUCGGAGCCCGGGAGCUAUGACGUGGUCAAGAUUCCGUUCCUCUGGAUGAGCCUCUCGCCGCGUGGCGAUCCGGUGAGCUUCGUCCAUCCCUCUUGCAGACUCGAAUCGUCAGGUUGCCUCAAGAAACCGGCAUCGGGAUCUGGUUUCUCUGAUUCGGAUUUGGUUCCCGUGACGGUUUGUUUCAUGGGGGAGAACCAUUUUGUGGUGGACGAGAACCGGGGACAAUAUGCCGGUGCUCACAUAAUUGACGAAUUCGGGAGUUGUGAUGAUUUAACCAGCCUAGAGGCGUCUUCGCCUCCUGAGAGACUCAUGGCGGAGAUAUAUCAAUACUUCGCCAACCGGAUCAGCCCCUGUGGAGACAAAUCUUUCAGGAAGCAGAAGAAGAAAAGAGGAAAGGACCGCCUCGGGAGGAGGAGAUGGGAGGCUGAGCACUUUGUGAGGAUAUCCGAUUGUUAUCCCACUCCAACGCGACCUCUCCAGGGCCUUUGGAAGGUAUUAGCUCUCCCUCUUCUUCUGAUGUCUCCUUUUUCUUUAACUUCAAUAAUCUCAAUAAUAUGAAGAUCAGCUCGAUCGUAGUCCCUUUUCUCGAGCAUUUCGAAGUGAACCAGAUUUCCUAUCUCAGGGGAUCUGUGAGAACAUGAACUUGGACUUCUAUCUCAUUACGUACGAUGAUGUGGGAGGUAUAGCUUGCCGAAAGGUUGGUGAUGCUUCUGAACCUUUCUCUGGUUAUUCUCCUGUGUUCUGGACCUCAAACAUGCCAUUUCUUGAGCACCCUUUCUCCAAAGAAGAAGAGGAUAUCUAUGAUGGGAGGGAACACAUCCAGCCCCUCUCUACAAAUUGCAUUGGCUCAGCAGGAGUUAUCUCACGCGUCCUCUGUAUAACCUGUAGUUAUGAUUUGGUCGUUCCAGAUUCAUCUGGCUCAUCUGUAAAUCCUAAGAAUGUAGAGGGUAGGGUAUGGGAAUAUAACACUGGGACCUUUGGAUUUGGGUUUCUCCGAAAUGGUCAUAUUAUUGAUUUGAAGCACAUUGCUGUAAAUGGAUGCCUUCUUGAUACUGUGGAGCCUCCAUGUAAUGGUUCUUGUUCAUAA